AUGAUCACCGAAGUAUCCAAGCGGAUAAAGGCACUGUACAAUCGAACCAAGUUAAAGGGCUCACUGCACGGGAGCUCCCCCAAGUGGGUAAUCUUCAGUUGCGGCCAGUAG
This is a messenger RNA of Phytophthora nicotianae INRA-310, 111 nucleotides long. RefSeq lists its product as hypothetical. The record is from RefSeq and is a predicted model, not a curated record. The transcript has a single exon. Lineage: Eukaryota; Oomycota; Peronosporomycetes; Peronosporales; Peronosporaceae. Bases 1 to 111 code for a protein of 36 amino acids.